AUGGAAGGUAGUGACUACCCCGUCCCAACCAUGCGUGGAAGAAUCAAGUUAACCGACAGUAUUGAUGGUGAGAAAAUUUGUCCACUUGACGUGGUGCUGGAUCCAUCGGAUGAUAAACUAGGAGACGGGUUCUACUUUUCUCAGCUUACUCGACAGUUAUAUCUCCAGUCAUCACGCAUCAGUAUUGAUUCGGGGCCUCCUGUGGGUGAAUGUGAGGCGUCGACAUCUUGGACCAUUCCGGAUGCUGAAGCAGAGGCUCCUUCAAACUUGAUUACAACUGGUGGUGGUUUUGUUGGACUUUUUCAGGUUGUGAGGUAUAGGCCAAUAGGUCAAGACAGGGUGUUUAGGCCUCCUACCUACAUGCUUCAGUAUUGCCCUGAAACUUGCUUUAACAUAAGCCUUUACUCAUAUAACGGUGUCACACGUCUUGCUUCCGGUGGUGCUCCAUUUGAGUUUGGGUUUGUUAAGGUCCAAGCAUCUAAUGAGAUAUAG
This is a messenger RNA of Lactuca virosa, 492 nucleotides long. NCBI's taxonomy places the organism in Eukaryota, Viridiplantae, Streptophyta, Magnoliopsida, Asterales, Asteraceae. The record is from the annotation of a GenBank genome assembly.